Messenger RNA from Penicillium chermesinum, 480 nucleotides. RefSeq lists its product as uncharacterized. The coding region runs from base 1 to 480 and encodes 159 amino acids. Lineage: Eukaryota; Fungi; Ascomycota; Eurotiomycetes; Eurotiales; Aspergillaceae. The record is from RefSeq and is a predicted model, not a curated record. The transcript has a single exon.
AUGUACCCUGCUUCGAGUCUGCAGGUCAUUCUGGCCUUUCAACCAUCAAAUUUCCAAGACGCUUUGUCUCCUCCUGGUUCCAUCACCACCUUCAUUCGCAACGAUGCGGCAACCCCAGUAACAAUUCUAACAUGGAACACCCCUCUGGACUCUAAAGCUGGGGUCCUAGGUGUCUUUGAGAUUCGCAAUUCUGAAGAUUCUCAAAUAAUUCCCAUCGACAAAGUCAAGUUGUCCAGAAAAUUGCCAGCGACCCGCCAAGAUCUUGUGGAAAUAGAAGCGGGUCAGACCAUCAAUCAAACAGUCAAGCUCCCUGUAUUUAACUUUGAAGCGGGACAUGAAUAUGAUAUCCAAGCACAGGGGGUAUGGCAUGCCUUGUGGGAGAAGCCGUUGACAGAGGUGACCGAAUCUCACCUCUUAGAUUUCAGCGAAGCUACACGCGGGGAAUAUUGGUCAAACAUUGUUCGCGUCAAGUUCGAUUGA